AAUAAUAACAGUACAGAGAAGAAAAAAAUUCAAAAUCGUAUUAAAAUUCUUGGAGUUUUGUCACAAAAAUCAUGUUAUUUGCACCAAUGUAACUGGGCGAGGGGUAGCGCCUGGAACGCUGUAUCGCCGGUGAGGACAAACUACAGUGGAAAUCCGAAGAUCUAGUCAUCCCGUCGCCGAGAAUCGCAAAUUUUUUCGUGGCUGAAGCAUGGCACAAAGCAAGCUGAACGACUUGGCCGGCCGCCUGAGCCAAAAUCCCAAAGGGCUCGGACUAGGCAUCAAAUUGCUAGCAUUCGCCGGCGCCACAGCCUAUGGGGUUAGCCAGUCCAUGUACACAGUUGAGGGAGGACACAGAGCCAUAAUUUUCAGUCGGAUUGGAGGGAUUCAAAAGGAAGUCUAUCCAGAGGGUCUACAUUUCCGAGUCCCCUGGUUUCAGUAUCCUAUCAUCUACGACAUCAGGUCUCGCCCUAGGAAAAUAUCAUCACCGACUGGUUCAAAGGAUUUACAGAUGGUCAAUAUUUCUCUCAGGGUCCUUUCGAGACCAGAUUCCAUCCAGCUGCCCACUAUGUACCGUCAGCUGGGUCUCGACUAUGAUGAAAAAGUCCUCCCAUCAAUCUGUAAUGAAGUUCUCAAGUCCGUAGUGGCCAAAUUUAACGCAUCGCAACUUAUUACACAACGACAACAAGUUUCAUUAUUAAUUAGGAGGGAAUUGAUCGAAAGGGCAAGAGAUUUCAACAUAAUAUUGGAUGAUGUUUCAAUAACGGAGCUCAGUUUCGGCAAAGAAUACACUGCAGCUGUUGAAGCAAAACAGGUCGCCCAACAAGAAGCCCAAAGAGCAGUUUUUGUUGUGGAACGCGCCAAACAAGAACGACAACAGAAAAUUCUUCAGGCUGAGGGUGAAGCACAGGCUGCCUCGAUGUUGGGAGAGGCAGUUGGAAGGAACCCCGGCUACUUAAAACUGAGGAAAAUUAGGGCAGCCCAGAGCAUUUCUAGGACUAUUGCCAAUUCCCAAAACAAAGUCUUCUUGAGCGGCGCCAACCUGAUGUUGAACAUCAGCGAUCCUAAUUUCGAUGAUAUGAGUGACAAGCUUAAGAGUGAACCCGGCGCUGGCGAUUACACUGCGAAUACUUCGCUUAACUCAGAUGAAAUACUCCAAAAUUCGAGUGAAUAUGAAACUAAAUCGAGGAAUAACAUAUCUGGAGUGCAUUCUGCAGCUCACGGCACUGCUGCUAGAAUGGUAUCCAAGUCAGAUUGAACUCUCAUAGAUUAUGGAGACUGAUUAAUUUAUUUGGAGUUUUGUUAAAUAAUAAAUGGUUCACCUCAGUUAAA
Messenger RNA from Cimex lectularius (bed bug), 1329 nucleotides. RefSeq names its product prohibitin-2 (gene Phb2). Gene Ontology annotation, biological process: mitochondrion organization. The coding region runs from base 209 to 1255 and encodes 348 amino acids. Gene Ontology annotation, cellular component: membrane; mitochondrion. The record is from RefSeq and is a predicted model, not a curated record. The transcript has 10 exons. NCBI's taxonomy places the organism in Eukaryota, Metazoa, Arthropoda, Insecta, Hemiptera, Cimicidae.